Numida meleagris (helmeted guineafowl) is the source of this 2622-nucleotide messenger RNA. RefSeq names its product MPL proto-oncogene, thrombopoietin receptor (gene MPL). Gene Ontology annotation, cellular component: external side of plasma membrane. Bases 661 to 2583 code for a protein of 640 amino acids. The record is from RefSeq and is a predicted model, not a curated record. Gene Ontology annotation, biological process: positive regulation of cell population proliferation; cytokine-mediated signaling pathway; hemopoiesis. NCBI's taxonomy places the organism in Eukaryota, Metazoa, Chordata, Aves, Galliformes, Numididae. The transcript is spliced from 11 exons. Gene Ontology annotation, molecular function: protein binding; cytokine receptor activity.
ACCUCUGCACAUCCCUGCUGAGCUGUGAAUGGCACAUGGGGCAGCCAUGCUGAACCAAAGGCUUUGUGCUUGUUGCCUGCAAAGCCCAGUCACCAGAUGGAGAAGGAAGUGGGAUUGGUUUGAAAAAAACAAUCUGACAAACUGGUGCCGGCUGUUCCCCCCUUCCCCUCCAAGCGCCCAGGCUGGCCGGGCCGUGGGGCAGAUUGAUCCCAACCUCCUCUGGCACUGAGUGGGGCUGCACAGAGCAGCACAGAGUGGGGCAGCGCAGGGUGAGAUGGAGCCAGGGCCACCAUCCCACACUCUGAGCUCCGACACGUCACCGAGGGCACGGGUGUCCCCAAGUCCCACAAUCUGCCCAGCCCAUAGAAGGGGCCUCCCUGCUUCCUCAGUGGCUGUUUUUCUUCCCACCCCAUGCCGCUAGCCACAAGGGCAGGACGCGCCGCCUAUCUGAUGGGAGCAGUCUCUCUUGGCACUGUGGCUGCUGGUGGAGGGGCCGCAGCACGGUGGUUUUGGGCACGGGGAAGUGCCGGUGAUGGGGUGAGGGGAGCCUCCAGCCAGGCUUCCUGAGCAGCACAGCCUACACUUCCCAGAUAAAGGUAUCACCCCGCAGAGCCGGGGCAGCAGCUGGGGCGCUGGGAAGUGCCGAGCGCGACAGGCGGGAUGGCAGCCUGCCUGCACCAGGGCUGGCUGCCCUCUCUGCUCGCUGCCGUCCUGCUGAGCCGGCACAGCCCGGCCAUGGACCCCGAGCCAGUGACAUCCCAAGUGCUGGACGCUGCACUGCUAGCAGAGGUGCCCGAGGACAUCCUCUGCUUCUCCCGCUCCUUUGAGGAUCUCACGUGCUUCUGGGAUGAGGAAGAGGCAAGCGGGAUACACCGCUUCUACUACUGGUACAGCAGGGAUGCACCCACCAUGUGUGCAGUCUCCACGCAGCGCUGUGGGACCAGCGGGAUGCGGCACGUCUGCGUGUUCCCCAGCCUGGACGUGCGGCUCUUCACCCAGCUCCACGUCCUCGUCCUGGACACCACCACCAAUCAGACCAGGCACAGGCGGGAGCUCAGCGUGGACGCGGUGGGUCUCAUCGCCCCGCCGGUGAACAUCAGCGCCCGCUGGGCUGGAGCCAUGGGCCAGCUCCGUGUGUCGUGGCAGCCGCCACUCGCCGACUACCCCAACUUCUUCCUCUACGAGGUGUGCUACCACCCCGUGACCCCCACAGUGACACCCCAUGGCAUGACACCCGGGGACUCCUCCGCCCAUCCCACCAGCAGAGCCCACUCGCCCACGGCCAGGGGAGCUGCGGCCUCCCUAGGAACAGGGCAGGGGCUGGUGCAGGCCGACACGUGGGUGGUUCUCCGGGAGCUGCAGCCAGGGGUGAGGUACCACAUCCAGGUGCGCAGCAAGCCUGACGGCACCUCCAUGGAUGGCGUCUGGGGGCCCUGGUCGCAGGUGGUGGUCGCAGAGACGCCCCGCUCCUCUGGGGACAUCGGGCUGCACUGCAGCACCCCCGACCUGCGGUGUGUGCGCUGCGUGUGGAGCUGGGACCCUGCAGAGCACCACAGCACCCACGAGCUCUUCUACCAGGCAUCUCCGAGUGGAGCUGGCAUGAGGGAGGACGCGUGGCAGCAGUGUGAGAAGGCCAGCAUGGAGACACAGGGCAGCCACUCCUGCACCUUCCAGCCCAUGGCCGGCAGCCCCAUUGCCAUCCUGGUGAACGUCACUCGGCUCCAUGAGCCAGCUGUGCUCAGCUACUUCAAGGAGCCCUUCUGGCUGCACCAGGCCGUGCUCACGGAGGCCCCACAGCACGUGCAGGCGACGGCAGCGCAGGGCCGGCUCAGCUUGCAGUGGCUGCCACCCCUGGAGGCGCUGGCGGAGCAACUGGAGUACCAGGUCCGCUACGCCACGGACAACAGCCCCGACUGGAAGGUGAUGCAGGGGCCGGCACGGGACAGCCGCAGGCCCCACACAGCCCCAGCUCAGCUCUGCCCACAGGUGCUGCAGGUCCCGCGGGCGGCCAGGAAGGAAGUGCUGGACCUCAGGCCCGGUGCCCGCUAUCGUGCUCAGGUGCGGGCGCAGCCCGGUGGGCCGCAGUACCAGGGCAGCUGGAGCGCGUGGUCCCAGCCCGUGGUGGCUGAUGUCACGGCUGAGGCGGGUAAGGGCCGGGCGGGGCUGAGGGUGCACAGGCGGGACAAGGCUCUGCAGAACCGCUCCUCCAUCGCAGGCUGGGUGAUCCCGAGCGUGACGGUGGCGCCGCUGAUCUUCACGGGGGUGCUGCUGGGGCUGCGGUGCAUCUUCCCCUCCUUGUACAGCAGCGUGAAGCAGAGGCUGUGGCCGCCCGUCCCCGACCUGCACCGCGCGCUGGGCACCUUCCUGCACGACAGCCCCAAGCAGGGCCAGCCCAGCGCCUUCUACAAGCAGCCGCCGGAGGACGCCGUGCUGCCCUGCCUGCUGGAGGUGCUGCCCGGACCCCGCGGCGAGCCCGGGGAUCCUCCGCCGGAGCCCGCUGCCAGCCGCCCGGCGCCCAGCACGGACAUCGCCAACCACUCCUACCUGCUGAUGGGCGGCUGGGAGCCGCGCGGAGCGCCCUGAGCCCCUUUUCCCCCUGGGACAUAAAAUACAGACAAACCA